AGUAUUUUACAAUAAUAACCUAUUUCUCUAUAAACGCGCGUUUCAUGUUAGCGUAUAAAAUGAGAGCCAAAUCCAAACCCUAAUUUUCUACCACACCGCCGCUCGUUAUUCACACUGUGCUGUGCUUAUUUGGCGUAGCUUAAGAGAUUAGCAAUAGAAAGUGAAAGAAAAUGAGUCGAGGAAGUGCAACUGCUGCGAAGGGCAAGAAGAAGGGUGCGACAUUCACCAUUGACUGCGCCAAGCCAGUGGAGGACAAGAUCAUGGACAUCGCGUCUCUCGAGAAGUUCCUUCAAGAGAGGAUUAAGGUUGGUGGCAAGGCCGGUGCUCUCGCCGACACCAUCACCGUCACACGUGAGAAGACCAAAAUCAUAGUUACUUCAGACAGCAACUUCUCCAAACGGUAUCUCAAGUACUUGACUAAGAAGUACUUGAAGAAGCACAAUGUGCGGGACUGGCUCAGAGUGAUUGCUUCUAACAAAGAUAGAAGCAUUUAUGAAUUGAGGUACUUCAACAUUGCUGAGAAUGAAGGAGAGGAAGAAGAUUAAUUUACCCAUUUUGAGAAACCUUCUUUACCCAUUUUCCCAGUGUUAGCUUCUCUUUUGGAUUGAGCUAUGUUGCUUUGUUUACAUUAGUUGCAAUUUAACAGUUUUGUUUAUUUAUGAGUUGCAGUGCUAUUUCUGUUGAAUUUAGAAUAGAGUUCACAUAUUAUAUUGUCAGCUUUUGCCUUUGAUACAGUGCCAUUGCAUUAUUAAACAUUUGAACGAAUUGGUAGAUCAUCUUUAGAUCCCCACCUGCAGUCCCAUGCUGUUUGUUUCUACGAUGUCUGGCACUUGAAGUAUGUUGAUUAAAUUAUCAGUUAAUUGCUAUAAGGAAGCAA
Molecule: messenger RNA, 877 nt
Organism: Glycine soja
Lineage: Eukaryota; Viridiplantae; Streptophyta; Magnoliopsida; Fabales; Fabaceae
Product: 60S ribosomal protein L22-2-like
Exons: 3
Coding region: 171-545 (124 amino acids)
Biological process (GO): cytoplasmic translation
Cellular component (GO): ribosome
Molecular function (GO): structural constituent of ribosome; RNA binding
Source: RefSeq, a predicted model, not a curated record